CACCGGGCACCGCACAACUGCCGCGGCGGCCCCCGGCGUGCGGUGGGCGCCCGUGACAGCGGCGCCGUUCUGCUCGCCACGCCGGCUCCGGGCAGCUGCCGACCUCCCUGGCGCGGCCCCAUCGCCCGGCGGGAUGGGCGGCGAGGCGGGGUCCGCGGCGGCCGUGGGCUCCGAGGGCCGCGUAAAGAGCCUGGGUCUGGUGUUCGAGGAUGAGCGCAAGGGCUGCUACUCGAGCGGCGAGACGGUGGCGGGACACGUGCUGCUGGAGGCGGCCGAGCCGGUGGCCCUGCGCGCGCUGCGCCUGGAGGCCCACGGCCGAGCCACUGCCGCCUGGGGCCCGAGCCCUGGCGCCGCGGCCCCGGCCGCCGCCUCGGAGGUGGAGUACCUGAACGUGCGCCUGAGCCUGCGCGAACCCCCGGCCGGUGAAGGCAUCCUCUUAUUAGAGCCUGGAAAACAUGAAUUUCCAUUUAGCUUUCAACUUCCAUCUGAACCUUUAGUAACCUCGUUCACCGGGAAAUAUGGAAGUAUUCAGUACUGUGUGAGGGCAGUUUUGGAACGACCCAAGGUACCCGAUCAGAGUGUGAAGCGGGAGCUUCAGGUGAUUAGUCACAUUGAUGUCAACACACCAGCAUUAUUAACCCCUGUAUUGAAAACUCAAGAGAAAAUGGUUGGCUGUUGGUUUUUCACGUCUGGUCCUGUCUCACUGAGUGCCAAAAUUGAAAGAAAAGGAUACUGUAAUGGAGAAGCUAUUCCAAUCUAUGCAGAGAUAGAGAAUUGUUCCUCUCGGCUGAUUGUUCCCAAAGCUGCUAUUUUCCAAACCCAGACGUAUUUGGCGAGUGGGAGAACAAAGACCGUCCGGCACAUGGUUGCCAACGUACGGGGAAACCACAUUGCAUCUGGGGGCACUGACACGUGGAAUGGGAAGACUCUCAAAAUCCCACCUGUUACCCCGUCCAUCCUGGAUUGCUGCAUUAUCAGAAUAGACUAUUCCUUAGCUGUGUACAUUCACAUUCCUGGUGCUAAAAAAUUGAUGCUCGAGCUGCCCUUAGUGAUUGGCACGAUUCCAUACCAUGGUUUUGGCAGCAGAAACUCCAGCAUUGCCAGCCAGUUCAGUAUGGAUCUGAGCUGGCUGACGCUGACCCUGCCAGAGCAGCCCGAAGCACCACCAAAUUACGCAGACGUGGUGUCAGAGGAGGAAUUCUCUAGACACGUGCCUCCUUACCCUCAGCCCCCUAACUGUGAGGGGGAAGCAUGCUGUCCUAUGUUCGCCUGCAUACAGGAAUUCCGGUUUCAGCCUCCGCCUCUCUAUUCAGAGGUUGAUCCACAUCCUCCUGAUGUAGAAGAGACCCAGCCCGUUUCCUUCAUUCUCUGAACAAAUGUCAGAAAUCACUGUGUUCAUCAUCAAUUUAGAAAACGGUUCCUUCCCCCUGCCUUUUUGGAAAAGAGGGAGAGAAAGGCGUGUAAGAACAUAAGUGAACAUCCAGAUCAAAGGUGAUAGAAAUUAAAGAAUAUGUGAAUUUCCCAGUGGGCCGACGGGAUCAUUGCACAAGUUGAUGAUACCGUCGUGCGUCCCCUUUAAGUAAUCCAGUGAAGCAGAUGUGAAAAGUCACGUGAGAAGAAUGUCCCGGAAGUCCUGAUGGUGAUAGAGUAAGUGAAGGGGGUGCCUGCGUGCUUGACCGCAGAGAACAGACGCUGUGUGGAGAGUGGAAAUGCUCUGUGUCACUUUACAGAGGUUUCUCAAGGUGGAAAAGAAGUUACCCUGAGCUUUAAGGAAAUGUAGACUCAUUGGGAGCCUUGAUUUUGAAGAUGGCAGCAGCAUGGAGGCGUGCGCGAAUAGGAGAGGCCCACCCUAGAUACCAAGUGUGAGGGGCUUCGUGGUUUCUUACCGUGUCCCAUAGGACUGAAGUCCUCGAAAGAACCUUUCAAUGAGGUCCUAACGAAGUAACACAGUUCCACUGUAUAAAUUGGCUCUGCAGUAUUACGAAACCAAGAAAAGAGUUCCUUGCAAGGCGUGUCAGUAUGAGAACACAUUCGGUUGAAGGCUAUACUUCUUACCCCAUUUAAGUACUUUGUUAGGGUAUGUGUUUGAUUUUCCCUGUGUCUUAUUUACCUAGGAUGACAGUAGAAAAAGAAAGGGAAGAAAAAAAAAAAAAGUUGCAUCCUCAGGCUGCCUUGAUAACUACACAGAAAAAAAAUACAAAAAAAACAACAAAAAGCCUUUCUUAACCUACCUCUAGUGGGUUUAUCAGAAUCCUUUGAAAACUCGAGGCCUGAUAAGCCUUGUAUAGAGUUUCUGCUAAUUGGCAGUAGCAAUCUCCUCUGACCUAUCACUAAAUCUGCAGGUGGACCAAGGGAAAAAUCUAUAAGGCUAGCGUUAGAUGAAAGUUAAUAUAUGCCUACCAAAGGGUAUUUCAAAAUAAAUGCAAAAUCAAAAGAGGGUACAAACAACCAUGGUUUUUAAAAAGGACAAACUGAAUUCCUGCCAAGAAGAGACCUUAGUCUACUGAUGGCAGUCACUGCACCGUGUAUUAUUAUUCCCAUUUCAAUUCUUUAGUAAUUCUAUUUAAACUGUGAUUUUUUUCCUUUAUUGUUUUGGUGCAAUAUUUUUAUUAUCAUUUAACCUCAGGAUAUUCCGACCAACAAGAUUGUGUUGCUGCUAGAAGUCUGAGCAAUGUUUUGACUUUUCCCCUCUCCCCUUCUGUUCGUGGUCGCAUGGUCCCUUGCUUUUCCUUUCAUCUGUUGGUUUCACGAGCUGAGAGCAUUCCUGGACCCUCAGUAGAAAGGAGGGAGGGAUUUCCACGAUAGAGGUUUUGGACUAGCCGAGUACUUUGGUUUUCUCCAUGUCCUACGGGUUCAACCUAGAAACCCUGGUGCUUCCCAUGCAGAAUGCCGUACUUCAUUCACCAGAGUGAAUAACUUUUCUUUCAAUCAGUAUAUUCAGUCACAAGUAUCAAAGCUGUUCUAAGGCUAAGUUUUGUAUUUAGAAGUUAGUUGGCCAUCUGAUCAGGGAUUUUUUUCUACAUGCAUUAGGUAAAUGUAUCCUUCUCCCCCUUCUGGACAUACCUCUCUCUAAUCACGUAAGCAUCUUAAGCAAUUUUUUUCAUUGUAAGCCACUAUUUAAAAUCACAGUGCAAAACUGUUACACCAAUAAUUGUGGUACUGAAAUUGUCACAGAACUUUAUUCCCUACUUUGGUUUUUAGUGCUUUUUUUUUUUGCUUUGUCUUUGUGUAUUUUUAAAGAGGUAUGUGUCUUUAAGUGUUAUCUGAACAGUGUUGUUCUUACUCUAAAAAAAAAGAUCCUCUUCAACUGUUUCUUGACUUCUAAGUUGUAGUUUAUAUGCCUUGUCAAGACAUUGUCCAUCUCCAUGAUACCAAAAUAAAGUGAAAGAAGCGAAGAAAAAUGGUAUGAAGGAAGAAAGUUUAGUUUUGGCCCCAUGUAGAAAGCCAAGUAGUUGACUUCCAACUACUCAGUGGAAUCCUUCACUAGGAUGUUUUAUCACCUGUAACAGAGACAUCGUGAAAUGUGCUAACAAAAUUAAAGCAAAGCUCAUUUUGUAGCACUUAAAAGAGUAGCUAAAAGGUAUGAUUUGCCUUAUCAAAUUGGUAUCAGUAUAUCUGACCUUAAGCAGUAGGUUGAAACUGCAUACCGUUUUAUAAUCAAGAAAUUAUUCUACGAAUGUUAGAAAAUUCUACAUUGCAACAGAAUUCUUGGGAAUGAAGAUAAAAAUUUAGCUGCUAUUUGCUUGUUAUUCUGUUGUUUAGUUUGCAAAGAAACUGUGGCCUUAGAAUUUUCUUUUUGAUGCAAAAAUUUUUGAAAUUGAAAAUGUGUAUCUUUUGGCCCACAAAAUCCUUCCAUGGGCAGAACUUUAAUUUUUAUGUUUUUCUUUUGCACAAUAAGAAACUCUCAAUAGGCAGGGAUUUUGUUUUUGAUAAGUUAACUAUGAAAGCUUUUUUAUUUUUAUUAUUAAAAAUGUAACAGUUUAACCCACAGGAAAAAAAAAAAAUGAAGAUUGUAUUUUGUAUUCUGGUUUGAACCCUAUGGGUUCCUUUUGUUAAUAAAUGAUGACACUAAUGCUGUGA
Molecule: messenger RNA, 4080 nt
Organism: Mirounga angustirostris (Northern elephant seal)
Lineage: Eukaryota; Metazoa; Chordata; Mammalia; Carnivora; Phocidae
Gene: ARRDC4
Product: arrestin domain containing 4
Exons: 8
Coding region: 134-1372 (412 amino acids)
Biological process (GO): protein transport
Cellular component (GO): plasma membrane; cytoplasm
Molecular function (GO): ubiquitin-like ligase-substrate adaptor activity
Source: RefSeq, a predicted model, not a curated record